Molecule: messenger RNA, 776 nt
Organism: Anthonomus grandis grandis
Lineage: Eukaryota; Metazoa; Arthropoda; Insecta; Coleoptera; Curculionidae
Product: UPF0585 protein CG18661
Exons: 5
Coding region: 75-722 (215 amino acids)
Source: RefSeq, a predicted model, not a curated record
AAAAGGGCGUGCUGACGUGCUGCAUUUAAAACGUCAAAAUCUUACGUCAAGUGUCAAAAGAGUUAGGUUAGGGGAUGCUAACUAUUUUCCGAAGGCUGUCAGGAAAAAUGGGAUCAAAAAUAAACUACCCGUCGGCAGACCGGAACAAAACAUUCAUCCUAGAAGUAAUGCAAAAAUACAUCAAUCCUGCCGAAUCGGUCAAACUGCUUGAGGUCUCUUCAGGAACUGGACAGCAAGCGGCCUUCUUCGCUACAAAAUUUCCGAAAAUGACCAUUCAGACCAGUGAAGUGGAUCUAGAGUUGUUCGAGAGCAUUAAAGCUUAUGCAUCUGAGGUUCCGAAUAAAAAUGUUAAAGAUCCCGUAAAAAUAGAUGCAUCUCAAGGUCCAUGGAGCCUCGUAGACGCGCCCUACGAUUAUAUUUUAAAUGUGAAUAUGUUUCAUGUGAGCCCAUGGAAUUGUUCUGUAGGGUUCUUUAAGUAUGGAAGCCAAGUUCUAAAACCCGGUGGGCUGAUCUUUACAUAUGGAGCUCUAAUGAUAGACGGCGUGAUAACACCGCAGUCAAACGUGGAUUUUGACAGGUCGAUAAGGCAAAGAGAUCCCAAUUGUGGCUUAAGGGAUCUAAGAGAUUUAGAAAAAGUAGCCAAAGAAAAUGGAAUCGUUUUGAAGCAGUUAUACGAUUUACCUGCCAAUAAUAAGUGUUGUGUAUGGGAGAAAACUGCUUGAACUAUUUAAUUUAAUGCUAUUAGGGACCAAAUAUAUAAUGUUACUAGAAGAAAA